CGUUAAUAAAAGUGCAUAUGUUUUCAUACGGUGCAUUCAAAUCAAACCAACGUAAUCUCGGUGCACUUCAAGAUGCAUGAACGAUUACUAUUCACCGAGGCCUACGGGGGUGAGAAGGAUAGGUUUUUCGUCAAAUCAAAAGACGAGCAAUCGAUAACCGAACUGUUAUCAGACACAACUAGAACGAAGUCUUUUUAUUCUGGUUUCAUAUCGAUUGUAAAAGAGGUAUUUUUACCUCAAGGAUAUCCCGACAGCGUUCACCCUGAUUACACUUCUUAUCAAAUAUGGGAUACAGUUCAGGCAUUUGCAAGUACUAUAAUGGGUACACUUACGACACAUUCUAUUAUGCAAGGGGUAGGUGUAGGUGAAGCAACAGCGACUCCGCUAGCAGCAGCUAUAACAUGGAUAUUAAAAGAUGGGACAGGAAUGAUUGGUCGUAUUGUGUUUGCAUGGUGGAAUGGGACAGAUUUAGAUGGACAAUGUAAAAAAUGGAGGCUUUUUGCUGAUAUUCUUAAUGAUUUAGCAAUGGGAUUAGAAUUAUUCUUACCCUAUUUUUCUUCCUAUUCACUUGGAAUAUUGUGCAUUUCAACAGCGAUGAAAUCGAUUGUUGGUGUUGCUGGUGGGGCAACAAGGGCAGCGCUCACACAGCAUCAGGCAUUACAAAAUAAUUUAGCAGAUGUAUCGGCUAAAGACGGAAGUCAAGAAACAUGUGUAAAUUUAAUAGCAUCCUUUGUUGGUAUUCUAAUACUUUCAAUUUUUCACAAUGGACGAUACAUAAUGGAACUGUAUCUUUUCCUCGUGAUGAUACAUCUGUAUGCAAAUUACAUGGCUGUAAAAGCAUUAUGCUUAAAUUCUUUAAACGAAGAUCGCUUAGCUUUAAUAGUAAAAAGUUAUAUUUCGAAUGAAGUCAUUCCAAAACCCGAAGAAGUUAACAAAAAGGAAUCAGUGUUAUUAUUCACAAAACCGACAAUGAGCAUAUGUGGAUUCAAUAUCAAAAUAGGUGUUUCUCUCGCGGCUCUUAUAAAAGAGGAUAUAAUUUUAACAAGUGAUACCGAACUUGCAUUGAAGCUUUUCUUAGAUAGAAAAUACUUGAUUUCUAUUGAUGUACAAAACAAAACUAUUUUUAUAUGUCUUAAAAAAGACGCGCAGCCUUAUGAUGUCUUGGAAGCAUAUUUCCAUGCUUGCCUUUGUGGCUUGUUUAUUUGUAUGUCUUUAAAAGUGCCACUUGAUGUUUUCGUAAAGCCCGAAGUGAGCGAUCUGUCGUAUCCUUUAAUGCGACUUUAUGUACUUAAUAAAAGGUACUCUAAUACAAAUAAUCGGAUACAAUCAUCGAAAGCCAUAGAGAGCAUUUACGCUACGAAUUUAUUGAUCUCGGGCGAAUACAAAGCCUUUAUUAGUGACCUUGAAAGUAAAGGAUGGAUGACAGAAACAAACCUAUUACCAGUAGCAGGUUGGAGAUUUUUAUAAAAAAUCGUAAAAUGGUAAAAAAGAAGUGCAAGGACAUCGGAAAUUAAAAUAUUGUUCCUUCCAUAUUAUUUACCUCGAUAAAAUUUUAUAAUUGUUAAUUAUUUAAGUAAUUUUAUUUGCAUAUCUUGUAUCUAUCUGUUGGCAAUGAGAAAAUUAUUUAUAAAUAUUUUCUUACAAAUUUUUAUCACAGGUGAUAUAUUAUAGUAAAACUGAUAUGGAAACCAGUUUAUUUCCAAUAAUUUAUAAAAAUAUAACAAGCCUUUAACCUGUACAAA
Molecule: messenger RNA, 1742 nt
Organism: Bombus pascuorum
Lineage: Eukaryota; Metazoa; Arthropoda; Insecta; Hymenoptera; Apidae
Product: RUS family member 1
Exons: 9
Coding region: 73-1467 (464 amino acids)
Source: RefSeq, a predicted model, not a curated record